Molecule: messenger RNA, 1461 nt
Organism: Drosophila bipectinata
Lineage: Eukaryota; Metazoa; Arthropoda; Insecta; Diptera; Drosophilidae
Gene: Sce
Product: E3 ubiquitin-protein ligase Sce
Cellular component (GO): PcG protein complex; ubiquitin ligase complex
Molecular function (GO): ubiquitin protein ligase activity; chromatin binding
Source: RefSeq, a predicted model, not a curated record
CACACUGACGCAUAAUUGUGUAUUGAAAGACUCAAUUUUAUUGAAGAGAAAAGUUCAAUAAAUCUGCUGAAAUGACGUCGUUAGAUCCGGCGCCGAACAAGACAUGGGAGCUAUCCCUCUACGAGCUGCAGCGCAAACCCCAAGAGGUCAUCACAGACGGCACAGAAAUCGGAGUUUCCCCCAGGAGUCUCCACAGCGAACUGAUGUGUCCCAUCUGCCUGGACAUGUUGAAAAAAACAAUGACGACUAAGGAAUGCUUGCACCGUUUCUGCUCCGACUGUAUUGUAACUGCUCUGCGAUCUGGCAACAAGGAGUGCCCCACAUGCCGCAAGAAAUUGGUCUCCAAGCGCUCGCUCCGCGCUGAUCCCAACUUUGACCUUCUCAUUUCGAAAAUCUAUCCCAGCCGUGAGGAGUACGAAGCCAUACAGGAGAAGGUGAUGGCCAAGUUCAACCAAACACAGUCGCAACAAGCUUUGGUCAAUUCUAUCAACGAGGGCAUUAAGCUGCAGUCCCAGAACCGACCUCAGCGUUUCCGCACCAAGGGUGGCGGCGGAGCUAACGCAGGUGGUGGUGCGGCUGCUGGCGGUUCCGGCCGAAAUGCCUCUAACCAAUUGAAUGUGCACGAUACAGCCUCCAACGACAGCAACACGAACAGCACCGACCGCGAUAACCGGGAAACGACCCAAACGGCUCCAUCUACGCCAGCAACAACAAAUGCCAAUCCCGCUGCACCGACUCCACCCACUUCAUCAGCCAACACUGGAACAACAACCGGAUCAGGCGCCAGCACCUCCUCCACUCGUAUGCAGGUGGACGACGCCUCCAAUCCUCCCUCCAUUCGAAGCACCCCGUCUCCUGUGCCGUCGAACUCAAGCAGUACCAAGCCUAAACGCGCUAUGUCAGUGCUUACAUCAGAGCGGUCCGAGGAGUCCGAGUCGGAUUCUCAAAUGGAUUGCCGCACAGAGGGUGAUUCUAAUAUUGACACGGAGGGUGAGGGUAACGGCGAGCUUGGAAUUAAUGAUGAGAUUGAGCUUGUGUUUAAGCCGCAUCCAACUGAGAUGUCCGCCGAUAACCAGCUCAUCCGGGCGCUCAAGGACAAUUGCGUGCGCUACAUCAAGACCACGGCCAACGCGACUGUGGACCAUCUCAGCAAAUAUCUAGCUAUGCGCCUAACCCUUGAUCUUGGUCCUGAUCUGCCGGAGGCGUGCCGCCUGCUCAACUUCUGCAUCUAUGUUGCUCCGCAGCCCCAGCAGCUGGUCAUUCUGAACGGAAACCAGACACUGCACCAGGUGAACGAUAAGUUCUGGAAGGUUAACAAGCCGAUGGAAAUGUACUACUCGUGGAAGAAAACCUAAGUAGGUAUUAGCCAGUUAUUUCCAGGUGGAAAUAUCCUAGCUCUAGAAUCUAAAAACCUUUAAAACAUUCAAUACAAAGCAAAAUAUAUUUAAUUGUAAGUAAAAA